UGUUAAUAAGAUUAUUUAGGAACAAUUCAUACUAAAAUGAGUCCUUCUAGAAUUAAAUUAUCGAUGCUACUAUGAAUGCUUACAUUUAUUGCGCUUUCGUACGCAGAGGAUAGCCAAGUUGCUCCUAUCCUUGUCAUACAUGGUGUAACUGCAACCUGUAAUGAAGGUAGAGUCAAAAGUAUUGGAGAGCAUUACAACACAUACAGCCAUUGAUAUCCUAUUGGAGGAGAUGAUGCCAAGACCUUGUCAGUGUUGUAUAACAUUAGAGUUCAAGGCAAAAUCCUCUGUCAUAAAAUCCACAGCAAUGAGAACUUCAAGGAUGGUAAUUUUAGUAUCCUAGCUUUUUCGCAAGGUGCAAUCAUUGCUAAAUAUAUUAUUGGCUACUGCCCUCUGAAACAUCCCGUUAGAUCCUUUGUGGCAUUUGGAGGUCCUAACAUGGGAGUAUCCUACUUCCCACAUUAUCCUGCAGACACAUGGAUUGGGGCUAUCUCGCACAUCAUUAUAAACAGACUUGCCUAUUGGUGGGUUGCCCAAUGGUUUAUAGCCCCUGCAGAUUAUUGGAGAGUGCCUAAUAACCCCCAGGCCUUCCUUGAAGGAUCUAGGUUCCUUGCUGAUGCUACAAACGAGAUAAACUUCAAUCAGACUAUGAAAGAUCUCUGGUUAAGCCUCAAAUUUGCAAGAUUUGUAAAAUGGGAUGAUGACUCAGUUAUUAUUCCAAGAGAGUCAUCAUGGUGGGGUCAGUACACAACAGAUUACAAAAUUAUCUCAAGAUUUGACACAGAAGUCUACCAAAAAGACCUCGUUGGUAUCAGAACUCUAGAGGAAGAAGGCAGAGCUGACUUCAUUAACAUCCCUGGCGACCAUAUGCAGGUUAGUCAUGAACAGGUUAAUCAACUCACUGAGGUGGCAUUUUUGAAAUAA
Molecule: messenger RNA, 921 nt
Organism: Moneuplotes crassus
Lineage: Eukaryota; Ciliophora; Spirotrichea; Euplotida; Euplotidae
Source: the annotation of a GenBank genome assembly